GAGGAGGGGAGCGCGCCGAGCAGAGUCUUCUGGACCGUCAUGGCAGUCAAGUGGACAGGCGAACAUUCUUCUCCUAUUCUCUGCCUGAAUGCAAGUAAAGAAGGGGUUGUGGCUUCUGGUGCAGAAGGUGGAGAUCUCAUGACUUGGGGUGAAGAUGGGACUCCAUUAGGACACGUACAGUUCCAAGGAGCUGAUGAUGUUACCAGUGUUGUAUUUUCCAACACCUGUCCCACCAAGUUGUAUGCUUCACAUGGAGAAACCAUUAGCAUACUGGAUGUCAGAUCCCUCAAAGGCUCCCUCGACUGUUUCCACGUAAAUGAAGAAGAAAUCAAUUGUCUUUCGCUGAAUGAAACGGAAAGCCUGCUGGCUUCUGCUGAUGACUCUGGGGCCAUCAAAGUCCUGGACUUGGGAAAUAAGAAAGUUAGUAGAUCCUUGAGGAGACAUUCUAAUAUCUGUUCCUCUGUCGCUUUUCGGCCUCAAAGACCUCAGAGCCUGGUGUCAUGUGGACUGGAUAUGCAGGUGAUGCUAUGGAACCUCCAGAAAGCCCGGCCACUCUGGAUUACAAAUUUACAGGAGGAUGAAUCAGAAGACAUGGAGGGCCCACAGUCACCUGGUCAGCUCUUAAACCCUGCACUAGCACACUCUAUCUCUGUGGCAUCUUGUGGCAAUAUUUUCAGUUGUGGUGCAGAAGAUGGGAAGGUUCGAAUCUUUAGGGUGGUGGGAGUCAAGUGUGAAUGGGAACUGGGGUUUAAGGCUCACACCCUGGGGGUGUCCCAGGUCAGCUUUUUGCCAGAGUCUUAUUUGCUGCUUACUGGAGGAAAUGAUGGAAAGAUAAUGCUGUGGGAUGUGAGCAGUGAAGUCCAGAAAAAACAGAAGAGCCCUACAAAACAAGUCCACAAGAGGAAAAGUAAAAGAGCAACUUACACCAAGCAGGGUCGCAGCGCUAGUGCUUCCGGAACAGACGAAGCGGAAUGUGGCAACAUUUUACCAACGCUGACUAUUACACACGGAGAAAAAGUGAACUGGCUCUUGGGUACAACGCUAAAGGGAUGCCAAAAUAUAUUAGUAGCUGAUCAGACUAGUUGUAUAUCUGUAUAUCCCUUAAAUGAAAUUUAAAUCUAAUAAAAGUAUUUGAAUAACUGUU
Echinops telfairi (small Madagascar hedgehog) is the source of this 1144-nucleotide messenger RNA. It is a transcript of the gene WDR53, whose product is annotated as WD repeat domain 53. The record is from RefSeq and is a predicted model, not a curated record. NCBI's taxonomy places the organism in Eukaryota, Metazoa, Chordata, Mammalia, Afrosoricida, Tenrecidae. Gene Ontology annotation, molecular function: protein binding. The transcript has 3 exons. Bases 40 to 1116 code for a protein of 358 amino acids.